Molecule: messenger RNA, 2091 nt
Organism: Ostreococcus tauri
Lineage: Eukaryota; Viridiplantae; Chlorophyta; Mamiellophyceae; Mamiellales; Bathycoccaceae
Product: Spore coat protein CotH
Exons: 1
Coding region: 1-2091 (696 amino acids)
Source: RefSeq, a predicted model, not a curated record
AUGGACGCGCGCGCGCGCGGUGCGCGGCCGCGGCGAGGGCGUCGUGCGAACGAGGGUCGAGGUCUGGGCGCGGCGCUGGUGGUGGUGACGUGCGCGCUGCUGGGGACGGGAACGGGCGCGGGAGCGAUCACGGUGGACGUGGACGUGGCCUCGGGCGCGGGCCUGGGCUCGGGGGACGCCGUGGAGGUGCGCGCGGUCGUGGAGGGGGGGGGGGCGGCGACGGCGGCGCGCGCGACGUGCGCGCUCGGGUGGGGGGCGGAACGGACGACGGGCAUGCGAUACGAUGGAAACGACGAGCGUGGACGGAUGCGAUUUACUGGAUGGUGCGAUACGAACGGGGCGCCGGAGGGCGAGCGGGUGCGGGUGAAGGUUUCAGUCGCGGCGGGGACGGCGCGGGCGACGAGCGCGUGGCGCGGCGCGGCGCUGGAGCGACGGGUGAAGGAGGAGACGCCGCUGCCGAUCUUGCACGUUUGGACGCCUGAUUACGAUAAAAUUACCACGGAUGCGGGUGAGCGGGUCGCGGUGUAUUUCGAGGGUCGGUACUACGACGACGUGUUCAUGCGUCGUCGCGGCUCGAACAGGAACGAAGCCGUCAUCGGCGUUGAACUCUCGGCGGCGAACUGGCCGAAGCGCAAGUUCAAGCUCGAUUUCGGACGAAGGCGAUUCAAAUUGAACGCGAACAUGAGUCGAGUGAGCGAGAUUAAUCUCAAUUCGCACUACCAGGAGCCGGGAGAGGAGACGUACAUGCGGGAGAACUUGGGAUUUGCAAUUUUGAGACGAGCGGGCGUUCCGGCGCCGUUGACUCGACACGUGCACGUGCGCGUGAACAACGAGUAUUACGGUCUGUGGUCCCUCAUCGAACAGGUCGAUAAGCGGUUCUUAAAGCGGAACAAUCUCUUUACUGGAGACGGUUACUCUCUGUACAAGGCGGUAAACUGGAAGUACAGUAACCUUCGCGCCGGCGACCCAAGCUUACCGUGCCCUUACGCCACGCCGGACUACCGCCGCGAGUGGAUGAACGAUGGCUGUCCGGAAAUUUAUCGCAAAGCUUCGAAGCCGCGCGAUAAAUGGGACGACCUGUGGCAACUCACGAAUGACGUGAUUGAGAGAGUGAGGAGAAAUCCCGAGGGCGAGGCUUACCUUUUAUUCGACCAUCUCAAUUUGCCAUCCCUCGUGAAUGAAAUGGCGGCCCAAACGCUCAUGCUGGGCGCCGAUCGAUGCACGAAGAACUACUACAUGCAUCGAGAUUGGACGGGAGAGUGGACUCGCAUACCCUGGGACGUGGAGGAUAUCUUUCCAAGCGACAAGAGGUACGGGACAUCUUUGUGCAAGCCCAGCGAGUGCGCGGCGACGGCAAACCUGUACUGUAUCUUAAGCUGCGAAAAGUUCAACUCGCCGCUCUACUGCGACCGCAACCACCCGCAAGACAUCUUUUACUGGGAUGGGAGUCGUCCCGAACAGGAUCCACGAAGCACUUACAACGUUUUAAUUGACGUCAUGCUGAGCGUCUGGCCCGUCAAGGAGAUGUACCUCACACGGCUUCGUACUUUGAUGGAUCAAAUCCUGGCCACCUCAUUCGUGGAUGAUUACGUCCGCCGAAAGGUCAAUCUAAUUCGAAAAGACGCACUCAGAGACAGCAAGAAGUGGGGCGUCGGCGCCGGGCGCGCCAUCGAUCAAGGCGUGAACAACCUGCUCGACGUCAUCGUCCCAACCAGGCGAAAACAGUUGUUCGAGCAGUACAGUUACAUGAUUCCGCCCUCGAUACCAUCGAACGCGCGCGUGUACGUCUCACACGCCCAACGCUCUGGCGACGAAUCGUACGUCAAGCUGAGCAAUCCGAACGGAUUCGCCGUGGACGUCAGCGAUUGGAUCGUCUCCACGCCCGGUGGAUGGACGUGGACGCUCAAGCCCGGCUCCGUCAUGGGACCGGGACGCGUCCUCUUCGUCGUGAAGAACGCGAAGGAGUUCAGGAAUCGCGCGACGUGGGCGCGACGGGAAUACCCACAGGGUCUCUUUGUGCAGGGCAACUUUUACCGCGAUCUCGACGUCGAUGACCCGCGAAUGUUCACCGUGAAGCCCGCGCGGCUAUGA